Messenger RNA from Sesamum indicum (sesame), 2039 nucleotides. Its product is annotated as signal peptide peptidase-like 4. Gene Ontology annotation, molecular function: aspartic endopeptidase activity, intramembrane cleaving. Gene Ontology annotation, cellular component: lumenal side of endoplasmic reticulum membrane; lysosomal membrane; cytoplasmic side of endoplasmic reticulum membrane. Lineage: Eukaryota; Viridiplantae; Streptophyta; Magnoliopsida; Lamiales; Pedaliaceae. Gene Ontology annotation, biological process: membrane protein proteolysis. The record is from RefSeq and is a predicted model, not a curated record.
UUCUUCUGCUCAGUGUCUCCCACUUCAUACAUAUCUCAAUAAUAAUAUCUCCCAAAGAUAGGAUUCGACUUCGAGAGAAUGAAAAGAGAAUCCCCAUUUGACCCUUUACUCUGAUCUUCAAGCUCAGAUAUUUCCUGAGUGUUUCUUUGUGAGUCGAUGGAGUCGAAGAGCACAUCUCUCUGCUGUUCUUUAUCUGCUCUUGCUGUGUUUUUGUGCAUUUCUGUGGUGUUUGCAGGCGACAUAGUUCACCAAGAUGAUGUUGCUCCCAAGAGACCUGGUUGUGAUAACAAUUUUGUGCUGGUUAAAGUACCAAUUUGGAUGGACGAAAAAGAAGCAAUGGAGUUUGUGGGUAUUGGUGCUCGAUUUGGUCCCACGUUGGAAUCGAAAGAGAAGCGUGCAAACCAGACUAAAGUUGCUCUUGCAGACCCCCCUGAUUGUUGUAGUAAACCAAGGAAUAAGCUGACAGGCGAGGCUAUCUUGGUGCACCGUGGAAACUGUAGUUUUGUUACCAAAGCAAAUGUUGCAGAAGCUGCUGGAGCUUCAGCUCUGCUCAUCAUAAACAACCAGACAGAACUCUUCAAGAUGGUCUGUGAAGCAAAUGAAACUGAUGUAGAUAUUGGCAUACCUGUUGUCAUGCUCCCGCAAGAUGCUGGUGCAGUCUUGAAACAAAGCAUGAGGAACAGUUCACAUGUUUCCAUUCAGAUUUACUCUCCAAAGCGCCCGUUGGUUGAUGUUGCUGAAGUGUUUUUAUGGCUAAUGGCUGUUGGUACCAUCCUAUGUGCAUCUUAUUGGUCUGCAUGGAGUGCAAGAGAAGCAGCUAUUGAGCAAGACAAGCUCUUAAAGGAUGGUUCCGAUGAAUACCUCACUAAGAAUACUUGUGGUUACAGUGGUGUUGUGGACAUCAACACAACUUCAGCAAUUUUCUUUGUCGUGAUUGCUUCGUGUUUCUUGGUUAUGCUGUACAAGUUGAUGUCUUAUUGGUUCAUUGAGAUUCUCGUGGUUGUGUUUUGCCUAGGUGGUGUAGAGGGUUUGCAAACUUGUCUAGUGGCUUUGUUAUCAUGUUUCAGAUGGUUUGAACAUGCUGCAGAGUCAUUUGUUAAAGUACCUUUUCUAGGAGCUGUCUCAUAUCUGACUGCAGCUGUUUCUCCGUUCUGCAUAGUGUUUGCUGUUUUAUGGGCAGUUUACCGAAGUGUCUCUUUUGCUUGGAUUGGUCAAGACAUACUAGGCAUUGCACUGAUAAUCACUGUUCUCCAGAUAGUACAAGUACCAAACCUAAAGGUGGGAACAGUUCUACUCAGUUGUGCAUUCUUGUAUGACAUAUUUUGGGUCUUCGUGUCGAAAUGGUGGUUCCAUAAGAGUGUGAUGAUAGUGGUAGCUCGAGGCGAUGGAAGUGGAGAAGACGGCAUUCCAAUGCUACUGAAAAUUCCUCGACUAUUUGAUCCUUGGGGUGGUUACAGUAUAAUUGGUUUUGGCGACAUCAUCUUACCAGGCCUACUAGUAGCAUUUUCCCUAAGGUAUGACUGGCUGGCUAAGAAAAGCCUCAAAGCUGGAUAUUUCCUUUGGGCAAUGCUUGCUUAUGGUUUAGGUCUUCUAGUUACAUAUGUGGCUCUGAACAUGAUGGAUGGACAUGGCCAGCCAGCUUUGCUUUACAUCGUUCCGUUUACGCUAGGCACUCUGAUAACUUUGGCAAGUAAGAGAGGUGAUUUGAAGCAUUUAUGGAAGCGAGGGGAGCCCUACAGACCUUGUCCGCACGUUCAACUUCAAGGUGACGAACAAUGACUAGUUAAGGCUAAUAUACAGUAAUUGCUUACACGGCUGGACACACGUAGAUUAGAUUAUGUCACUGUCAUUCUAACUUGAAAAAGGCUUAUGAAAUUUGUGGCUUCAGCUCUUUUGCUGUGUUUCUGGAUGUAAUUUAUUGGUACCUCUACAAGCUACUGGAUUUUAUGGGCCCAAGUGAUGUUUUAGUGUGACCAAGCUCAUGGUACCUUUUAAAACCCCAUUUUGAUAUUGGAAUUUAAAGUGCUUUUAUUAAUAAA